AUGACUGAAAAUUCUUCUAGUGAAAGCAUUGAUGCGGAUAGUUGGGUUGAGGAUGGAAUUGUCAACCAUAAUAUCAUUUAUCAUGAUUACGAAGAAUUUCAACGUAUUCAACGCAUAGAUACUAUAGAUACUGUAGAAUCAAGUAACGUGUACAAAGCAAAUUGGAAGAGUACAAACAACAUUGUUACAUUAAAAUCUUUUGGGGCAAAUAAUUGCAUUACGAAAAAUUUUGUUAAUGAGUUACAUUUAUUACAUCAAGUUAAUUCUCACGAGAAUAUCAUUCGAUUCUUCGGCAUUACCAAUAGAACAAAUUCAAAUUACUUGGCCAUUUUCGAAUAUACCGAUAGUGGCACGUUAAGCGAUUAUUUGAAAGAAAAUUUCAAAAAAUUGGAUUGGAAAGUUAAAUUACAAUUCGCCACACAAAUCGUCAGCGCGGUUUCAUUCUUACAUCAAGAAGACAUUAUUCAUCGUGACCUGAAUUCGAAGAGCAUCUUGAUUCAUCAAAAUGUAAUCAAAUUGGCGAAUUUCGGUCUUUCGCGUAAAUUGUCAGAGAUGACAUCAGAUCCCGUGAUGGCCAUUUUCGAAACGUUGUCUGACCUUUCACCGGAUCCCGGAACUUUGGCUUAUAUCGAUCCACAAUACUUCAGAAAGCAAGCGUUUGCUGAUGGCAAAUUUCAAUAUGAAAUUAUCAAGAAAUCCGACGUAUACAGCGUUGGUGUACUCUUAUGGGAAAUCUCAUCCGGACGACCACCAUUUGAAACUUAUAAUAAGGAUGCAGAAAAUCCGAACGAUAGACCGAAUAUACAACAGGUCUUUACCGAAUUGAAGCAAAUUAAUUUGAAUGAGAAAUGGGAGAAAUUAAUGAAAGAAUUGGAUCAAAUGCAAUUGGAUGAAGGUACAACAACGGUUAUAAACUCAAAUGAUAAUGAUUUGAUUCAUAAUGAGUUGUUAUCAUUACUUGACAAAGCCGAACAAAAAGAAAUGAAGAGUGGAGAAAUCAGGAAUGAAGAAACGAAUAAUGAUUAUGUUCAAUCCAUUAAACAGCUUAUAAUUUUGAAUAACAAAAAUGAAGGUGAAACGUUCAACUAUUUGUUGGAAAAUGAAGAUAGGCCGAAGAAUGUCAUUUCUUUGGCUAUUUGUUAUCAAUUUGCGAUUGGGACCGAAAGAAAUAAAGUUAGAGCAUUCAAAUUGUAUAAAGAAUUGGCUGAAAGAGAAUAUAUUAUUGCGAUAUACUUGCUUGGAUUAUGUUAUGAACAUGGAACAGGUAUUAAAAAGAAUGAAAUGCAAGCAUUUAGAUUAUAUAGAAAAGCAUCCAAGAAAGGUUGUGUUAUCGCGACAUAUAGACUUGCCACGCUUUAUGAGGAGGGAAUUGGAAUCGGAAAAGAUCAGACCAAAGCAUUUGAAUUAUAUCGAGAAGCAGCCGCAAAAGAUCACGUUGAUGCAAUAUAUAAGCUCGGAAUAUGUUUUGAAUAUGGCAAAGGAACAAAAAAAAGUGAUAUCCAAGCGUUCAAAUUCUACGUUAAAGCAACCAGAAAAGGUCAUAUACCAGCAAUGUACAAUCUCGGUUUAUGCUUUGAGUACGGAACGGGAACAGAAAUAAAUGAAAGUAAUGCGUUUGAAUUAUAUAAAAAAGUGGCCGAACUGGAUCAUGUUCCCGCAAUCUACUGGCUCGGGGUAUGUUUUGAAAAUGGAAAAGGUAUUGAGAAAAAUGAAACUAUAGCAUUUAUAUUAUAUCAUAAAGCAGCCGGAAUGGGUUACAUUAUUGCGAUGAACAAACUUGGAAUCUUUUAUCAAGAAGGGAUCGGAAUUGCCAAAAAUGAAAAUGAAGCCUUUAAAUCAUAUGAAUUGGCGGCGAAAAAAGAUCACGUUCCUGCAAUAUAUAACCUUGGAUUAUGUUAUGAAAAUGGAAUAAAGGUGGAUGAGUUUGAAGCCUUUGAAUUGUACGAACAAGCGGCUGAGAAGGGUCAUGUUCUCGCAAAAUAUCAACUUGGGUUAUGUUAUGAAUAUGAAAUAGGUACAGAAAAAAAUCAAGAAUAUCAAAGGAUAGCUCAAGGAAGUUGUGACUUGAUAUAUUACCUUGGAAAUUAUUAUCAACGGGAAACGAGAACUAAACAUGAAAUUAAGGCAUUGGAAUUGUAUAAAGAAGCUGCUAUUGAUGGUCAUAUACCUGCAAUAUAUCAACUUGGAUUAUGCAAUGAGAAUGGUAUAGGCACAGAAAAAAAUGAAAAGAAAGCGUUUAAGUUAUAUACAGAAGCGGCAAAAGCAGAUCAUGUAUCGGCAAUACAUAAACUUGGGUUACUUUAUGAAAGCGGAAUUGGAACCAAAUCAGAUAAAUUUCAAGCACUUUAUUUAUAUAGAUUAGCGGCUAAGAAAGAUUAUGCUCCUGCAAUAUACAGUCUUGGUUUAUGUUAUGAGUUUGGAAUUGGAACGGAAAAAAAUGAGAUCGAAGCAUUUAAAACAUAUAAAGUAGCAGCUAAAAAUGGAAAUGUUACUUCAAGAUAUAAACUUGGAUUUUGUUAUGAAUAUGGAAUAGGAACGAGACAAAGUGAAACCAAAGCAUUUGAAUCAUAUAGAGAAGCAGCUAUUAAAGGUCAUACCGACUCUAUAUAUUAUCUUGGAAAAUGUUAUCAACAUGAAAUAGGUACCGAACAGAACGAAACAAAAGCUUUGGAAAUAUAUAAAGAAGCGGCUAGAAAAGGUCAUACUGAUUCAAUCUAUUGUCUUGGAAUAUGUCAUCAGUAUGGAAUUGGAACGAAAAAGAAUGAAAAGAAAGCAUUUGAAUUAUACAAAGCAGCGGCUAAAAAUAAUCACGUACUUGCAAUAUCUCAGCUUGGAUUAUGCUAUGAAAAGGGACUUGGAACUAAUAAGAAUAUGGUUAAAGCGUCUGAAAUGUAUAAAGAGUCUACAAGAUAUAAUAACUUAACAAAGAAAUAUACAAUUUGA
Messenger RNA from Funneliformis geosporum, 2943 nucleotides. Lineage: Eukaryota; Fungi; Glomeromycota; Glomeromycetes; Glomerales; Glomeraceae. The record is from the annotation of a GenBank genome assembly.